AUGGCACUGAAUGUGCUACCCACUGAGCUGCUGGUUAUGAUCGGCAGCUCCCUGCGGUCCCAGCGAGACAUCUACUCGUUCGCCCGUACCGAUCGUUACAUCUAUGAACGGACCAUUUUCUUGCUCUAUGAGCGUCAGGCUAGAGCGGGAGGACGUUCUGCCUUGUUCUGGUACGCCGAGCAUGGGUACCAGCCACCUGUGAAUCACCUACUUUCGCUUCGGCCUCCUCUCGAUAGCAGAGAUGAGAAAGGCUUCACCCCUCUUGUGCUUUCUGUGAUCAACGGUCAUACUGACAUGGCUCAACUGCUUCUUGAACAUGGAGCCAACCCCAACAGGAACGACAAGCUCUGGUGGCGACCUUUGCACCAUGCAGUGCACCACUCAAACGUCGAAAUGGCCCAGAUGCUCCUGGAGUACGGUGCCAAACCCCAGGGCAGUGGAAUGGCCAAGCUCUUCGGAAGAACUAAUCAGAUCCUGGACCCAAAUACCAUGAAUGAGGCCCAGAAAAAGGCCCUUGAGCAAUUCCCGGUCCUCUUGAACAAUGACUUCUGUGGAGCUGCUCCAGUGCAUCGAGCAGCCGGAGUGGAGAACAAAGACGCCUCGAUGUUGAACCUGCUCCUGGACUAUGGUGCUCUACCCAACUCACGCAAUGAACACCGAGACACGCCGUUGCAUAUUAUCGGCAGAGCUGACGCAGAUGAACAUGAUGCGCUCGCGAAAGUCCAGGCUUUGAUGGAGCGCAAGGCAAUCCCUAACACUCGGAACGACAAGGACGAGACUCCAAUCAUGACUGCAGUGGUGGUAGGGCACCCCUCGACAGUCAAGCUGUUUCUUGAGCAGCUAGGGUCCCGGAUGGAAACCGCAGGGACACUCCAUUGCGCUGUGUUCUAUGGACAUCUUCAAGUGCUCCAAGUUCUUCUCGACCAUGGUUUGCCAGUGAACACAAUUUUCAAAGGGGAAAGUCCCCUGCAUACUGCUGCAUCCUUGGGCCAAGUUCAAGCGGUCCAGCUGCUUCUGCAUUAUGGUGCUAAUGCAAAUUUCAAGACUCUGGAGUACAACGGUACCGUUCCAGGGGGGUUUAUCCGGAGGACCGCCCUGGAGCUAGCUCUCAGCAAGCGCCAUUAUGGGGUGGCUCAAAUUCUGCAUCCCCUCACUGCGCAGUGA
This is a messenger RNA of Penicillium alfredii, 1164 nucleotides long. RefSeq names its product ankyrin repeat domain-containing protein. NCBI's taxonomy places the organism in Eukaryota, Fungi, Ascomycota, Eurotiomycetes, Eurotiales, Aspergillaceae. The record is from RefSeq and is a predicted model, not a curated record. Gene Ontology annotation, molecular function: protein binding. The transcript has a single exon. Bases 1 to 1164 code for a protein of 387 amino acids.